Molecule: messenger RNA, 1283 nt
Organism: Sinocyclocheilus rhinocerous
Lineage: Eukaryota; Metazoa; Chordata; Actinopteri; Cypriniformes; Cyprinidae
Product: free fatty acid receptor 3-like
Exons: 1
Coding region: 11-994 (327 amino acids)
Biological process (GO): cellular response to fatty acid; G protein-coupled receptor signaling pathway
Cellular component (GO): plasma membrane
Molecular function (GO): G protein-coupled receptor activity
Source: RefSeq, a predicted model, not a curated record
UCUAGUGACGAUGGUGUGGACGGUUGGUCUCAGUAAGCUGGUGUUAGGGGUCUAUGGAUUCACACUGAUCACAGGCCUUCCCGCCAACUUCUUGGCUUUCUACACCUUCUUUCAGAAGAUUCGCCAGCGCUGCACCCCAAUAGACGUGCUGCUAUUCAGUUUAACCAUCUCUGACCUGAUCUUCCUCUUUUUCCUGCCGUUUCGCAUGGUGGAGGCGGCCAACAUGAAAUGGACGCUGCCUUACUUCCUCUGCCCGCUGUCGGGAUUCAUCUUCUACUCGGUCAUCGCCAACAGCGUCCUUCACCUGACGGCCAUCAGCGUGGAGCGCUACCUGGCUGUAGCUUUCCCCAUUAAAUACAAGCUCAAACGUAAUCCAAGAAGUGCCGUGAUAGUCUGCGUCCUAUUCUCGGUGGUGUCAAUGGUGCAUUGUAGUAUCGUCUACAUCAUGCAAUACCACAACUAUUUUAAGCCCAACAUCACUGAUCCAUCCAAACGUAACUCCUGUUAUGAAGAAUUCACUGCCGAACAACUCGAGAUCCUCCUGCCGUUUCGUCUGGAGCUUUCUGUUGUCUUCUUCUGCAUCCCAUUCCUCAUCUGCUGCUUCUGCUACAUCCAGUGCAUCUGCAUACUUUCCCGUCUAUCCAGCGUCAAUGCCAAGAAGCGGUAUAGAGCCAUCGGGAUGGCGUUGGGCACGCUUCUGGUCUUUGUUAUCUGUUUCAUGCCCUUCAACAUCUCACACGUGGAGGGAUUCGUAAAUGGCUACAGCUCUGAGUGGAGACAACCUGCUUUACUCACCAGCACGCUGAAUGCAUGCCUCGACCCUUUCAUAUUCUACUUCUCUUCUUCCGCACUCAGAGAGACUUUCAAGAACGCGUUGCAGGGGCUGGUGAGGCGUUUGCUCCUUCCUUGCUGCCGCUCGGCUCUCUGCCGCCCUUUAUUUAACCGUGGGAAACCAGAGGAGCGAACACAAAGCUCUGGUGACGGCAUCCGCUAACAAUUUCAAGCCAGUUUUUGAAUUGAAUAAUCUGCCAACGUAUGCAUCAUCAGUGCUUAUCAUUCAGUCCAAAGCCAAUUAAUAUAAUUCAGAUGCACCACCAUAACCCAAUGCCUUACGAACAGACAGAAGUGGAGAAGCUUAAAAAUGGUUCCAGAAUAAAAAUCAAGCAUGCACAUGCUGAUUGCAUGACUAUUUAACCUAAAUCUUUGCAGCAGCGGUUUCGUUCACAAUGAAAUGAAGAGCUCGAGUGAACAAAUUACAGUGCAAAACGCAAUUGCGUCUGAAC